Messenger RNA from Lytechinus pictus (painted urchin), 8557 nucleotides. RefSeq names its product cytoskeleton-associated protein 2-like. The coding region runs from base 2396 to 3991 and encodes 531 amino acids. Gene Ontology annotation, cellular component: microtubule cytoskeleton. The transcript is spliced from 7 exons. The record is from RefSeq and is a predicted model, not a curated record. Gene Ontology annotation, biological process: negative regulation of microtubule depolymerization. Lineage: Eukaryota; Metazoa; Echinodermata; Echinoidea; Temnopleuroida; Toxopneustidae.
GGUGAGUGAGCCAACGCAGUUCAGCGGAACAACCAAAAUACAGAGACUGAAGCUUUUGGUCUAAUCAUAACCUUGUUCAUAGAAUGAGUGGGACAACGGAGUGCAGUGACUUUUUGAAAUCCUGACCUGAAGGAAUCCCACCAAAUAAUACUAAUAAUAAUGAUGGAUAUUUAGAGGCGCUAAAACAAAAAGUACCAUAGGGGGUAAGCGCGUACGAUGACAAUGUACUACUAGUACUAGGGUGUCUGAACUUCUGAAGCCACACUGAAAAGUGUCAGCAUAAAACAGGCUGAUUUAGGGGAAAAUAUGGCACAUUUUUUUGGGAAGUUCAGGCUGCUAGAAAAAUGUGAUCUGAAUUGAUUAUUAACUUGUGUUUGGCAUGUAUGGAAAGAGAAAAUUCAGGGGCUUCUUUUGACAGUAAGGACAAGAUAUGAUCAUUUUAAAUAAGGAUUUAGUCUCAUUUAGAGAUAAAUUGUUAACCCUUAUUUGUGUGUGUGUUGAGAUUGCCAUUUCCCCAUGCGUUUUCUAUGGGAAAAUGAAAUGUCUGUUUUGCACAAUUUUUUUCACUUUGUCGCAAUUUUUCAUUGUGAUCUGGUUUAAUAAGAUCUGGUUUGAUAAAAAUCAUACCAUCAGAAAGAGUAUAAAAAAUCCUAUUGGACUCUUUAUGGAUAAGUUUUUGGCAUUAAUGAUAAAUUUAUAACAGCUCUUGGAAGCUAAAAAAUUUUGAAUUGUGUGUGUCCGUUUCUCAACUACACAGUCUAUGGCAGAGAAAUGCUGAAAAACGACCUAAUUUCAUUUCCAUUCUUCUUUUUUGCAGCCCAAUAAUUGGAUUUUUUUUCAAAAAUGUUACAUUUCUGUCAGUCUGAAGGUCAUUUCUUUCAAAUUCACAAAGAAAAUGUGAUAUUUUCUUGAAAUAAGAAAAAUAUUUUUUUUCUCCAGACACCCUAGUACUACAGUGUAUGAAUAAUAAUUUAACAUUUGCAAUUACCACUAACGUUAAUUACCACAAUAUUUUAUUAAAGUAGGCACUUCACUCGGGUGAGCGAUCGUGCGGACAGAGCACUAGACUUGGAUUUUUGCAUUGCAGUGAAUGGCGAGCGCAUGUACAUGUCUAACACACACAAUACGCUCCGCUCGGCACUCCGGCCGAGUGCUGGAGUUGCAUUCAGAAUUGCUCAAAAAAACAGAGUCAGUUUCUUCCUUUAUUCCACUGAUUUUGAUUGGUCAAAAAUUCCCGCGGUUGCUUCGUACAUCUUUGGUAAACAUCGGAAAUAUACAACACAGAGUUUCACCAUCAUCAUCACGGGUACACAGCAACAGAACGAAAGUUCCAUGACGCUGUGGUCGGGUGCAGAUGCGACAUUGAUUAGUUUAGACUUAGAUCUGUUUUCUCACCGAUACCGCACAGGUAAGCAAAUUUUAUUACUACUUGCUUUUCCGUCAAAUUCUUACGAAGUAGCGUCGAUAUUACAUCAUGUUCGUGUGUAUGUAGAAUCUAUCGCUACGUGAACAAAGUCAAUUGAUUUCCGGGUUUAAGAGCAUACGAAGCACCAGCCAAUCACGUUCUUAUUACCAUUUUCAGUUUAUCAUAAACCGAAAAUGGUAACACGAUUGUGAUUGGCUGGCGCAUUCGACGCUCAAAACAGGCUCCACUUCACUGCCACUACACUACACUCCACUUACCCGAACAUCAAGGUCCAAAAUUCGCUCUGAUACUCCUAGUGGCAGAGGUGGGAUAAAAUGCAUAUUUAUUGUGAAAAUUAUACGUCGAAUGGGAAUCAAAAAAGAAAAGCUUUAUUUCGUACUUUACACCCUAAUUUCACUCCAAUGACUCCAUAUCCAUCCUCCGGUUAGCCUCAGAAUUGGAAAUUUAGAACCAACAUCGAGUUCCUCACAAAUAAUUCGCUGCCGAUUUCAAAACAUUGCAUGUGCAUGCGCUAAGGUCCGAGCUCGGACAUGGGUGACAUGUAGCUGUAAUAAGCCGUUUUAACAUUUUUUUUACCAGCUACAUAUAGGUGGUUUGAAUAAAAUGAAUAAAACGGCUGUUUUCGACUGGCCGUAUGGCCGCCGUAGAGCAAAUGUGACCAAGGUAUUAGAGGUGAAAUUAUGUUUUAGCCCAUUUACAUAUUAUUAGGGCUAGAAAUCUUUAAGAGAAGAUCUAUUUUUAAUUGUGGGAAAAAUGAUGAGUGGGGCUUACAUGUAGUUGUAGAUGUAGUAUACUGCAGAUAAAUGCAAGAAAAAUGAAAUAACAAAUAUUGAAAUUAUAUGAUGCUCAUCUAAACUCAAGAGAUAAUGAUUUAGUGAAGUAGAGGAUUAUACACAUUAACAGAAAAUAUUCUGUAUUUUCAUGUCAGAGAACCUUUAAGGAGCAUUGUAAGGAUCUCUGAUUAUUGACAUGAUUGACAAAAAAACAGCUGAAAAUCAUGACAAUUCAAUAAAUCAAUGUGUUUCUCUUAUUUGUUUAGAUAUUAUGGAAAAGAAGUUGCAAGCAUGGCGAGCAAAGAAGGGAUUGCCUAUCCGAAGUAAAGUACAAGAGGAGAAAGAAAAGAGACGGUUAUUAUCCGAGCACACAACUCCAAAUCAUCAGUCAAAGAGGAACCCCAUUCAGGUGUUUAAAUCAGAGAAAAGGUUUGAAAAAAGUGAGGAAAGGAAGAAACAACCCAAGUUUUAUACGCCAGGCCCUUCAACCAGUAAUAAUGCAGCUGUCAAUAGCAGACAUACAUGCAAUGGUUCUAAGAUCAAUAAGCAGCCUGGCAGGCGAAGUCUAGCACCUUCAACCAGGGUGAACACUUUGCAACAAGAGGAUGUGAGCAGAAAUGAUCACAGAAAGCUACCAGCAGACAAGAAAAUGCCAUCUCAUCCAAACAAAAGUGAUAGAACCACAAUAUUCUUGCCUCAGAAACAUCUCAUCAGGUCACAUGAUCUGUCACAUCUUCACAAGAAUCGGAGAUCUGUUCGGUUUACUUCACCAAACUUGUUAGGAUCAGGAGAACCACUUGAUGAGAACGUUCCUGCAACUGCUGCAACCCUUGUCACACCUGUACAGACUAAGACCAAGCUGGACAUGAAAGAAAGGCUGGAUCAGUGGCUGAUAGCAAAGGGCAAAACACCUUCCAGGUUUCAUAACUUCCUGGGCUAUGAGUCAUCUAUGCAACACACCCCUUUAGGCAACUACCAGAGGAGAAGAUCCUGUACACCCCAUCAUGGCAAGGACAGGAGGGACACACCAGGGAAAGGUACACAGAGGACUGAUGGAGCUCCAGGACAUGAUACCAUGAAAGAGUGUCUGGAAAUGCUAGAGGAGGGAUGUCCAUUGGAAGUCAUGUCCAUUUGGCUUGAUGGAGUAGUGACCAAGGCUCCGCUUAUCCAACAGAGUGCUGGCUAUUGGUUGUGCAGGGCAAAGAUUGCUGAGAAAAAAAGUGGAGACCAAGCUGCCACUGAGUGCUUGUUUGAAGCUGCGGAAUUCAAUCCUGAGCCCUUAAAAGAUAUCCUGGACACCCUAGUGACCUACAAACUCAAGCUGAAGAUGAGCCUUGAGGAAAAAUCUGAAGAGACCAGUUCAACAAACUCCCCUCUCAGACACUCACCAUGUCUUGAUAUCCAGACACCAGUAGCACAUCUGGAGUUCGAAGAUGAGGAUUUGAACCAGUCUUCCAAUGGAGAAGGUGGUGAGAGACCAGGAGACUCCCAUUUGAGCAUCAAGUAUAGCCUCAAGGAAUCUACACCUUAUUUUGCAAGGAUUCAUCAGACCACUGGUGAUUUCCCACCGGCAUCUUGCCUGCUGGUCACUCCGGUCAGACGGUCAGCCCGUUUGGACAACAAACGACGUUCUGUGGCAUGUCUGGGUACCCAGCUCACCCGCACUCCGGCUGUCGAGGACUGCAUGGACUCCAUGAGUCAGGUAGCGGCUAACUUUCCUUCAGCGCAGCUUAUUCUUCGCCCAAACAGAGCUCUUAACGAAGAAUUCUCUCAGACUCAUUUACAAGACUAAUGGAGUGUUGCAAGAUACUUGCAAUUGAUUACAAGUUAAUUGCAGGUCCCAAAAUCAAUUAUUAUUUUUGAAUUGUAAAUUUGCAUUUGAUCGCUUGUCUUCUUCUUGCGCGUUGUGGUCUAGUGGUUCUGACUUUCGCCUUUCAAACAGAGGGUUGUGGGUUCGAAUCCUGGCCGUGGCAUGUUUUCCUUCAGCAAGAAAUUUAUCUACACUGUGUUGCACUCAACCCAGGUGAGGUAAAUGGGUACCGGCAGGAUGUGAAUAUAACUAUUUUGUGAAAUUAAGCGAAACUUCCAAUUUGGAUGAAAUUUUCAGUGUUAUGCUAGGUGGAUUUUUCUCUUUUUAUUCAAAUCAACUUUUUGUUGAGGUGGCCUUGUCCUUUAAUGAUAUUAUUAUUAUUUAUCAACAAAAAUAAUUGUUUUGUUUUAGUUACAAUUGAUCUAUCACUUUUAAAUUUACAACUGAAUUUCCAAUGAAUAGCAUAUAUUUCUUGCAACAUCCCCAGGAGAAUUAAUUCCGCUUUAUUGCGUUGUUAAUUAACUGCCAUGUAUACAAUGAGGAGUCUGAUUGGUAUUUUACAAUACUUUGACCAAAGUAACAAUAUAAAUCUUUCAAAAGCAAAUAGCUAUUUAUUUUGGAAAACUGUAGAUGAACAGUUCUCAUUAUUUCGUAGAAAUCUGUACUGACAAGAAAUGCUUGCAGUAUGAGAAACAAGUGUAUGCAAAGUAAUCAACAACUGAUUGCAUUUAUGUGUGUUGAGUACUUGAAUUGAUUUUGGCAAAAAAAAAAUCAUUUGUACAAGUAUGUAAUUGGAUCUGGGAGUUGCUGGCUACUAAACGUGGAUGAUGUAUACAGGCUUCUUAUCUGUCUCCAAUCUUGCAUGGUUGUGGGGCUGUGGGCCUACCACAAAUUGUGACAGUUUUUAAAGAAUGACCCUGCAUUAUGAAAUACCACCCUUUUUCUGCCUACAUUUCCACUAUUCUCAGAAUUUCAGCUCUCAAGUUCUUGCUGAAAUGCUUCCCAGGGAGUUGAAAAAGUGCUUAGGUUACACGUUGACAAGCAAGAAGUCAUUAUUUAAUGUUUGGUUUACAUAAGUCGCAUCAGAACUUGAUUGAUAUAGAUCUAAAGUGAAAAUUAACUUUGAUUUUAAAAGAUUUUUUACACAACCUUGCACUCACUGUAGCUACUUGAGUUUUGCUUGCAAUGACAAAAGAUCUGUUUGAUCUAGGCCCGUAUUACAAAGAGUUAUGAUUGAUUCAAUCAAUCAUAACUAUGGACGGCCAGCAAUGUCAACAUCUAAAAUGCAAAUUUAUUCAAAAUAUUUUCUAGAUAUGAUGUAUAUUCAGGGCUCCACACUAACCCUUUUUUUCUACUGGUCCAACCUGUUCAUGUCGGACCAGUAGAUACCGAGUUUUUCCAUUUUUUACUGGUCUGAACCUGAAAUUUACUGUUCCCCCAAAAUGAAGGGGGAAAAAAUACUUGAGUUUAUUUUGCUAUCUUGUAUUGCUUUUAUUGCCCCCCCCCCCAAAAAAAAAAAAACAUACAUACAGUACACACACACACAACAUAAUUCAUGAGACACAUUUCUCAAUAUUGGAGAGCCAUUUAUUAUGCUUUGUUUUUACUGCUCAUGUCGGACCAGUAAAUCUGGCUAUUUCUUAAAAGUUACUGGCCCAACAGCAAUUUCUACUGGUCUGAGACCGUCGGACCAGUACCAGUGUCGCGCGCUGGUACAUUCAUCCUUCUCUUGAAGAUUCAGUGUGACUCUCUUUGCUUACUAAGGAGAUUGUGCAAAUUUCCUGUAGAAAAAAAAAAUUGGAUGGAUGGAUUUCCAUACAGUUGAGAUUGAUUAAAUCAAUCGUAACUCUUUGUAAGACGGGGCCCUGAUGGUCAUCCUGUGAAUUGAUGUUUACAUGUGUUCUGGGGCCCGUCUUACAAAGAGUUGAGAUUGAUCCGAUCAAUCGCAACUAUGGACGGCCAGCAACGUCAACCUCUAAAAUGCAAAUUUGUUCAAAUUUUUUUAUAGAUAUGUAUAUUCAUACAUUCGUCAUUCUCUUGAAGAUUCAGUUGAUUCUCUUUUGUUUAUUAAGGACACUGUGCAUAUUUCCUGAAGAAAAAUUAUGACAUUGAUGGAUUUCCAUAUACUUGAGAUUGAUCGGAUCAAUCGUAACUCUUUGUAAGACGGGGCCCUGAUAUUAGUCUGGUGAGGGUCAGAAAAGUAACCUUAUGGUCUAUAUGACCACUAAAACUGGAUUCAUAGAGUGUAAACUAUUAUGCUUCUCAUAUAUGUACAGUAUUUACAUAUUCAUUAUUGCAAACAUUAUAGGCUCAAAAUCUCAUUUUUCAUGGGUUGUGGAAAGAACAAAACGAUGACAGGUAUCAAAGUCAUUCCUGUAAAUGUUAGCUUCCAUGUAGGUAGAUUUCUUAUGCUACUUGAAUUUAAGAAAAGAUAUGUUGUAGCACCGACAUGUACAGUGUAUUUACAUGUAUGCUUUAACCCUAUCCAGGCCGGGAGGGGGGGCCUCGGAGGCCCCUCCCCUCAAAUGAUUCGCGCAAUAUGCCGCAUGAAUUUUUUUGACCGCGCCGCUCGCUGACUUUUUACUUUCAAGUCUUGCGCAACUUUUGAGACCAGUUUUGCGUCACCCGGGUACGCGGUUUCGAAAUUACGCAACAUUAUGUAAGUGCAUGUCAGACCAAAAAUUGCUCCAAAAUGUGAUUUCGUGUACAAAGUCAAUGCAAAUUGUGUUUUCAACCAAAAAUCAUGAAUGUAUGAUUAUUUUUAGUUUUGCAGGUCUAAAUGUAUGUAUUUUAUGCCAUUUAUGAUCUCAGAAGAAACCCCAACAAAUAACAUUGAAAAAACAAUGAAAAACAAAAGGUCCAAGAAAUUGCAAAAAACAAUAAAAUAUAUAAAAAAUGAUCUAAUAUCGCAAUUCAUUUAAUGUACACUUGCUAGGAACACCAAAAAGAAUUUUUAUACCAAAAAUUGGAACAUUUGGGGCUUUAUUUAGGGAGUUAUAGGGAAAAGUAUGAUUUCGCAUAUGGCCAUUUGGCCAUAUGAACUCCCAAACUACCCCGGCCUAGAUAGCCAUAGGGUUAAGUUUGUGUUAAUGAAAUGCUGUCAUUUUAUUUGUUUACAUUGUAAAAUUCGAGCAGUUUACUGUUUACCAUUCAAAAUACAUAAUGUACACCCCCCCCCCCCCCCCCCCCGUUGUAUAGUAUGAGUAUGUGUAUAUCCAAACUACUGUUACAUAAACACCUGUGAAUUCCAAACCAUUUAAGGGGUACUCCAAGCUGAAAAUAAUUGUCUAAAUAUUAAAAUAGAGUACAUUUUACCAAGCAGAAUGCUGAAAAUUUCAUCAAAUUCUGAAAAAAACAAGGAAGCUAUUGAAUUUUAAAGUUAAACAAUAUUUUUUGUGGAAACAGUUAUAUGCACAUCAUCAUGAAUAUUCAUUACAUGGGCUGAUGAUGUCAUAUCCCCACUUUCCUUUUUGUUAUGUUAUUACAUAAAAUCGUGAUUUUUUUUUCAUGUGUGUAAGUGAUAUGUUUUCUUUAUUUAUACCGGUAAUAAAAUAAGUUGCACCAACAAAUAUUGAAUGCAUUAUUCAGCUUGCAAUCUAUUUGUUUAAUUCUUAGAGGACAAAAUUUGAAUAAACAUAAUUUCAUAUAAAAUACAUCAUCAAUUUGCUCAUUGAAUAUUGAUGAAGACAUGCCUAUAACUGUUUCACUGAAAUAAUGCAAAUCUUUUAAAUGCCACAAAGUUAUGGCAUAACUUUGUUAUCUCUUGCCAGAUUUUAAUCAAAUUUUCUGUGUUUUGUUUGUCUGAUUUUUCUUUAUCUGUUCAAAUCACAUUAUUUCAACCUGGAUUACCCCUUUAAAGUGAGUUCAGUCAAAUUUUCACUGGAAGCGUGAAAUUAGAUUUACUUCUGAAAUGGGUGAAUUCAAACUGUAAUUUCUUCAUUAUCUGUAAUACCCCUUUCAUAAACCCAAUAAAACAUAUCCUCCAAUUAGCCGCCUAAGAAUAAUGCGGAUAAUUCAAUAAAAAUUGCGUUCACAAACUCCGAAAAUCAUCCGCAUUAUUUUUACGAGCGCCCGUCCUGAAAAAGGCGGAUAAUCGUCAUGACAACUGGACACGCCCCCUCCGAUGCGGUUGUGUUGGAAAAGGGUGACCUUGUGACCGCACCAUGGCAAUUAUCCGCAUUAUUUGGAAAUACGUUCAUAAACUCAAAAUCUUGUCCCGAUGCCGCUAUUAUGCGGAUAAUAGCAGCAUCAGAAUAAUGCGGAUAACUCUUGUCCUCCUCUGAUUUUACGACCAAAUUAUGCUGCUAUUAGCCGCAUAAUUGGGUUUUAUUGGGUUUAUGAAAGGGGUAUAAGAGAGGCAUUUACUUUGGGACACAAUGUAACAGAAUUGCAACUUGAUGUUUAUUUUAAGCUUAUUUAAUGUAAGUAAUAAUGAAAUACAUUUAUAUAUUUAUAUUUUGAUUGAAUUGAAUUGUAGCUUUAUUGAAAAAAGCAGUAAUGUAGAAUCUUGUUACCCUUUGGAAUAAUAAAGGGUUGUCAACAACUUGU